AGAGAAAAAGAGAAAAAGGCAAAUAAGAGCAAAAAGUGGAGAGAGUUUUGUAUUGAAGGCCACAUAUCACCCCAUUUCUCCAUUAUUAAUAAUAUUAAUACUCAACAAAUAAUAAAAAAAAAACAAUCAACUUCUCUCUGUUUUCCGUUGCACCACCCAGCAACUUUUCCUCCCAUUCCAAAAUCAGUCUGUUUUUCUGUGUAAAUUCAUCCGAUAGAAUCGAAGAAUCUGUAACUUUGUGAUUAAGGGUUUCGUUUCGUUUCUUUUUGUAUAUUGUUUAUCAACAUGUCUUGCUCGUCGUCGUCAGGAUCGGAAGAGGAGGAUGAGGGCAUUGAUUCCUACAGAAAAGGAGGCUACCACGCCGUGAGACUCGGCGAUUCGUUCGCCGGUGGGCUAUACAUCGCCCAGCGAAAACUGGGCUGGGGCCAGUUCUCCACCGUCUGGCUAGCCUACGACACUCGAUCAUCCAGAUAUGUCGCUCUGAAGAUCCAGAAAAGUGCUCCACAAUUCGCCCAAGCUGCUGCCCAUGAAAUUGAGAUCCUUUCAGCCAUUGCUGAGGGUGACCCCUCAAACGCAAAAUUUGUUGUGCGGUUAGUGGACCACUUUAAGCAUGCUGGCCCAAAUGGGCAGCAUCCAUGCAUGGUCCUGGAGUUUCUUGGUGAUAGCUUACUGAGUCUUAUCAAGUAUAAUCGGUACAAAGGCCUUGAAUUGAAUAGAGUAAGGGAGAUAUGCAAAUGCAUUUUGACGGGUCUGGAUUACCUACAUAGGGAGCUUGGACUAAUACACACAGACCUUAAACCUGAAAAUAUCCUUCUAUAUUCCACCAUUAAUCCUACCAAAGAUCCUACUAGGUCUGGGAUGACCCCAAUUCUUGAAAAGCCUGAGGGGAACCCCAAUGGCGUAGCAACCAUAAGUAUUGUUGAAAAAAAAUUAAAGCAAAGGGCACGGAGAGCAGUUGCUAGAAUAUCAGAAAGGCGAGCUUCUAUGGGAGGGUUUGGGGCGCCUCCAAAGCCUGCUAGAUGCUUGGAUGGAAUUGACUUGAGGUGUAAGAUUGUGGAUUUUGGAAAUGCGUGCCGGGCUGAUAAGCCGAUUGCUGAAGAAAUUCAAACGAGACAAUACAGAGCUCCUGAAGUUGUACUUCAGUCUGGUUAUUCUUUUCCUGCAGAUAUGUGGUCAUUUGCUUGCACUGCCUUUGAACUUGCCACGGGUGAGAUGAUGUUUACUCCCAAGAGUGGACAAGGCUUCAGUGAAGAUGAGGAUCACCUUGCUUUGAUGAUGGAGUUCCUCGGAAAGAUGCCUCGGAAGAUCGCCACAAACGGGGCUCGAUCCAAAGAUUACUUUGACAGAUAUGGGGACCUGAAGAGGAUUCGAAGGCUGAAGUACCGACCACUUGAUCGAUUUCUUGUUGAUAAAUUUAACUUUUCUGACACUGAUGCUCAUGAAUUUGCCAAGUUUCUUUGUCCCCUACUUGAUUUUGACCCUGAUAAACGACCUACUGCCCAGCAGUGUCUACAGCAUCAAUGGCUCAAUGUAGAAAAUCAGACCCAGGAGGAGGAAAAGAGCGAAUCCAGUGUUGAAAAGAUGAAUGUUGGAAUGACCAACCUUCAAAUUAAGGUGGGCAAGUGAUUUAGGAAAUAAAGACGUUCUCCACACGUUUGAGUUUUGCUUCCGGUUAACUUUUUCCGAACUUUCCAAAAUCGUCAUAGAAUUUGAUUUGUUGAGUAGCUAAAAGAUGUAACAUGGUAGUAUAUCAUUAGCAUGGGGAAAUGAUAUCAACGUGAAGACGCUGACCAAGAAUCUGAUUAUCGAAGCUCAAAUGCAUACCAUAUUGUACAUAAUAACUAUAUCUAUGCUCAGGUUCUCAGGGUACUUGCUUUUUUGAUGUUGACAUCAAUCUAGCAGUUCUUUUGGCCUGAAGAACCGAUUGCCUGCUCUUUUGGGACCAUUUGAGAAAAAGAUUCUCAACAUUUGAUAUGGUCACAGAAUUGGAAACUCUUGUAUGGGGAAAAACAAGGAUGGAUGAUCUGAAAGCUGCUUUUUCAAGACCUUAUCUGUUAUUAUUAUGAAGAAUUCAGUCUUUCUACUAGAAGAUAAGGUUUCUGUGUUGUCCCUCUUGAGUGGUCAGCUUCAGCUGCGACAGCUAAUGGAACGUCAUAUUUUGCUGUAGGGUUCCCAAUUAUUCUGAUUCAUUUUGGUGUUUCCUAAAAUUUAUAAUGCUAAGAAUUAUAUUAUAUUUGGAAUUUUCGACUCCAGAUUUUCCUACUUGGUAUUUUUUUUCCUUUUUCUUUUUAACUUUCUGUGUUGCCCAUAUAAAAGUUCAAAUUGAUUGUAAGUUUUGAUGCUUGUAAAUCGUAAACAUCAAAUUUUGCUGGCAAUGUGGUAGCCUGAGCCACCGUUGAAAUAAAAUUCCCUUGAAUACCAACAAA
Olea europaea var. sylvestris is the source of this 2426-nucleotide messenger RNA. Its product is annotated as SRSF protein kinase 1. The record is from RefSeq and is a predicted model, not a curated record. Gene Ontology annotation, molecular function: ATP binding; protein kinase activity. Gene Ontology annotation, biological process: regulation of mRNA processing; protein phosphorylation; spliceosomal complex assembly. The transcript has 4 exons. NCBI's taxonomy places the organism in Eukaryota, Viridiplantae, Streptophyta, Magnoliopsida, Lamiales, Oleaceae. The coding region runs from base 286 to 1626 and encodes 446 amino acids.